CGCUUGGGCACCCAGGCAUCAUGAGCAGAUCUUUGCAUCCUCUGAGUUUCGUUGUCACUGUGGCCCUCUCUGCGCUCUCUCCAACAUGCCUGGCAUACAUCGCGACCAAAGACAACUGCUGCAUCUUGGAUGAAAGAUUUGGCAGUUAUUGCCCGACCACCUGCGGCAUUGCAGACUUCCUGGCCUCCUACCAGAAUGACGUGGACAAGGACCUCCAGGCUCUGGAAGACAUCUUGUUUCAGGCGGAAAACAGAACCACAGAAGCCAAAGAGCUGAUAAAAUCCAUCCAAGUUGGCUACAACCCGGAUGAACCGGCAAUGCCGAAUAAGAUAGAGAGUGCCACCCAGAAGUCCAAGAAGAUGGUUGAAGAAAUCAUGAAAUACGAAGCACUGGUUCUCACCCACGACUCGAGUAUUCGAUUCCUACAGGAGAUUUAUAACUCAAAUAAUCAGAAGAUCACGAACCUGAAGCAGAAGGUAUCCCAGCUUGAAGCACUGUGCCAGGAGCCAUGUAAGGACACCGUGACCAUUCAUGACACCACUGGGAAAGAUUGUCAAGAAAUUGCCAAUAAGGGGGCCAAACUGAGCGGACUGUACUUUAUUAAGCCUCUGAAGGCUAAGCAGCAGUUCUUAGUGUACUGUGAGAUCGACAGCUCUGGGAAUGGAUGGACGGUGCUGCAGAGGAGAGUUGAUGGCAGCGUGGAUUUCAAGAAAAACUGGAUCCAGUAUAAAGAAGGCUUUGGACACCUGUCUCCUACUGGUAACACGGAGUUUUGGCUGGGCAAUGAAAAGAUUCACUUGAUCAGCAUGCAGUCCGCAAUCCCGUACGCCCUGAGAGUGCAGCUCAAAGACUGGAACGGCAGAACCAGCACUGCAGACUAUGCCAUGUUCAGGGUCGGCCCCGAAGCUGACAAGUACCGCCUGACCUACGCCUACUUCAUUGGUGGAGAUGCUGGUGACGCCUUUGAUGGCUUUGAUUUUGGCGACGACCCUAGUGACAAGUUUUUCACAUCCCACAAUGGCAUGCAGUUCAGUACCUGGGACAAUGAUAAUGACAAGUUUGAAGGCAACUGUGCCGAGCAGGAUGGAUCAGGCUGGUGGAUGAACAAAUGUCAUGCCGGCCACCUCAACGGGGUUUACUACCAAGGUGGCACCUACUCAAAAGCAUCCACUCCUAAUGGCUAUGAUAACGGGAUUAUUUGGGCCACAUGGAAGUCCCGCUGGUAUUCCAUGAAAGAAACCACGAUGAAGAUAAUCCCAUUCAACAGACUCUCCAUCGGAGACGGACAGCAGCAGCACAUGGGGGGAGCCAAACAGGCUGGAGACGUUUAAAAGACCAUGUCAAAGGUGAUUUACUUUUAUAAAGGACUUUAUCUGAACAGAGACAUGUAAUAUUUUUGCUAUGGGACAAUGGACUUUCAAAGCCUCACUUCAUAUUAAGAGUAAAAGGAAC
Molecule: messenger RNA, 1452 nt
Organism: Jaculus jaculus (lesser Egyptian jerboa)
Lineage: Eukaryota; Metazoa; Chordata; Mammalia; Rodentia; Dipodidae
Gene: Fgg
Product: fibrinogen gamma chain
Exons: 10
Coding region: 21-1331 (436 amino acids)
Biological process (GO): protein polymerization; blood coagulation; platelet activation
Cellular component (GO): fibrinogen complex
Molecular function (GO): signaling receptor binding
Source: RefSeq, a predicted model, not a curated record